Messenger RNA from Dermochelys coriacea (leatherback sea turtle), 2165 nucleotides. It is a transcript of the gene MRPL44, whose product is annotated as mitochondrial ribosomal protein L44. The transcript has 4 exons. The coding region runs from base 699 to 1694 and encodes 331 amino acids. Gene Ontology annotation, molecular function: double-stranded RNA binding; ribonuclease III activity. Gene Ontology annotation, cellular component: nucleus. The record is from RefSeq and is a predicted model, not a curated record. Gene Ontology annotation, biological process: regulation of gene expression; rRNA processing; primary miRNA processing. Lineage: Eukaryota; Metazoa; Chordata; Testudines; Dermochelyidae.
UGAGAAGCGUUAGCUGGGCGCAUUAAUGCAGCAACUGCACGACUGCUGGGAGGUGGCAGCACCGCCGCUCUCUGGCCCGAGCCUGGGUUGCCAAUUAUGGUUGGGUGUGUUCUUGGAGGUGUCAUCCCAUGCCCUAAUCUUUCAUUCCUGGAGAUUCUAGGCCAAUCCUGGAACGCUGGCAACCUUAAACCGGGGUCAGAGCAGCACCCACGUGCACAGGCCCUAGGCCAGGCAGCUGUUAGACGGGGCAGCAGCAGCAAGAAGUUACGGUAAAGGGGCGGGUCCCUCCUCUUCCCCGGGCUGUGAGUGACCCUGGGGCACCAACGCGGCCGGGGCGGUGCCCUGCAAAGCGGGGCAGGGACCGGCAUAACCCGAGCCCCUGGCCCUCCUGGAGGCCUGGCCGCAUCGCAUCUUUCCGAUGUCAAACCUAAAACUUGCCGGCCCGGGCGCCCUCGCGGGGUAGCGGUGGGCCCGGAGCCCUACAGCUCCCGGCGCGCGGUAGGCGUGAGGGGAGGGAGGGCUGUGGUUGGAGCAGCGCCUGCUGGGAGUCGAAGUCCCCAGAGCCGCCCUGUCUCGGGCGGAUCAUGCGCUAAGGCGCGCCCGGAACGUUUCUCCCCGGAACUGAAGCGCCGAGGGCUGUUUCCUGCGGCCGCUCUCCUGGCGAGCCCCUUCCUGUUCCCAGUCCGCGCCGAGCAGCUAUGGCGACGGGGCUGCUGCGGGGGCUGUUGCUGCGGGCGCCUCGUCGCCUCCUGGCCGCUGCCGGCGGGGCCGGGCGGGGCGCCCUCGGCCUCCAGCAACAGCAGCGCCGGGGCAAAAAGUUCUGGCUCCGCGCCUACCUGGAGCAGCAGCGGCUGCGGGCGCCCGCUACCCGCCGUUCAGAGAAGCCUAACUGGGAUUACCAUGCAGAGAUACAGGCUUUUAGUCACCGACUACAUGAAACCUUUUCCUUAGACCUCCUCAAAACUGCAUUUGUUAAUUCUUGUUAUAUUAAAAGUGAGGAGACCAGACGCCAAGAACUUGGGCUAGACAAAGAAGCGGUUGCCCUCAAUCUCCGGGAUAAUCACAAACUUUCUGAACAAGGGGUAUCUCUUUCACGCUCUUAUCUCACUCAGUGUUUUGAAGAUGCUUAUCCAAAGAUGCCCUCUGAAGGGGUACGAGCCCUUGUUGAUUUUCUCACGAGCCAGGAACUUGUGUCUUAUGUGGCCAAAAACCUAUCCAUACAGGAUUUAACGCUUUGUGCAGAGUUUCCUGUCCCACCCAGUGUGCUGCAGAAGACUUUCUUUGCUGUAAUAGGAGCAUUGUUUGAAAGCAGUGGGCCUCAGAAAACAGGGAUAUUUAUCAGGGACUUCUUAAUUCCCCAACUGAUUGGAAAAGACCUUUUUGAGAUCUGGGAUGUUAUAAACCCCAUGGGUUUGCUAGUGGAGGAAUUGGCCAAGAUGAAUAUAUCUGCUCCAGAACCAAGACUUACCAGGCAAUCAGGAGCCAGUACAGUUCUACCACUGUACUUUGUUGGAUUGUACUGUGAUAAGAAGCUUAUAGCUGAAGGUCCUGGUGAAACGGUGUUAGCUGCAGAGGAAGAAGCUGCCCGUGUGGCACUGCGGAAACUGUAUGGAUACACUGAGAACAGACAACCGUGGGACUACUCUAAACCAAGAGAGGGAUGGAGAGCAGAAAAGGCUAUUAGCAGCAGUUAGACAACUAAGUAUACUUCUUCUGCCUAUCCACAAAAGCCAUGUUCUCCAUGCUAAGUAUAAAUGCAUUUCAGAAAAGCAAACUUCAGCAAUUCAGCUCUUUGGUAUAAAGGAUAUAUUUUGAAAAUGCAGCCAUCACAUAUACGUUUAGAAUUCUCCAAACUUGAAUAGAUUGAUUUUUUUUCUUUCUACAAAAUGUUUCCUAUUAUAAAGUAACUGAAGAAAAUGGGAUAUUUCUUAUUAGUAACAAAGCAGGGGAGUUUUCCCCACUGAAUUCCCGUUAUUUGGCAAAGAACUUGACCAUAUAUCCAAGCAUACAACUCUUAAGAAUGUAUGGUAAUCUGUGACUGACCACUUUUUUUAUUUUUGAGCAAACUGUCUCCAUACAGGAAAUAAAACUUUUAUGUAUAGGUAUCUGGACCAGUUUUGAGAGUAUUAUCAACAAAUCAGCAUUGAAUUAAAAAUGUAACAUUA